This is a messenger RNA of Drosophila albomicans, 1240 nucleotides long. RefSeq names its product fibrinogen-like protein 1. The coding region runs from base 40 to 1086 and encodes 348 amino acids. The record is from RefSeq and is a predicted model, not a curated record. The transcript has 3 exons. NCBI's taxonomy places the organism in Eukaryota, Metazoa, Arthropoda, Insecta, Diptera, Drosophilidae.
UUUAGUUUACUUUCAAACGCAGUCGUGAACGAGACGAAAAUGCGAAUUAAAUACGUGAUGAUAUUAAAGUUUUUGUUGCUUUUCGUGGUUGUGACGGCAAAAAGCAAUUCUAAUAAUAUAGAAUAUAAAUUUGUUGAUGCGAGUAAUCAAUGCGAUGGUUAUUGUUUCAAAAUGCUGAAGCCUAUUCUAGAGAACAUUGCGGAAACAAAGACUAAACUUGACAACUAUGAAAAUCUUGUCAACUCUAAGGAUGAGCAGAUUUUCGAAUUGCAGAAUCAGUUAGCGGAUCUUAAGACUAAUGAGAAUUUGUGCAAUGAGAGAAUCCAACAGAAGGAUGAUCUGAUUCAGGAGCUGGAGCAAAAGACCUGUCCUGAAAACAACGUCGAAAAAUCAGCUGCAUUACUUCAGGUCCCAGCAAUUGAAGAUAAUGCUAAUCAGACGAAUGAAUUGAUUAUACAAGAGUUGCCAACAAAUUGUCUUCUCUAUGAGAAUUCAACUGGUAUUAAUGAAGUAGAGGUGCCCAAUGUUGGCAGACUUGAGGUGCUAUGCGAUGAAGGUGGUUGGACAGUGGUUCAGAGACGAUUCAAUGGUAGUGAAAAUUUUUAUAGGAACUGGACUGAUUAUCGCAAUGGUUUUGGUAAGCUGCAGGGAGAGUUCUUCAUUGGAUUGGAGGCAUUGCAUCAGAUGACAACAUCGGAGCCGUAUGAGUUAUAUAUUGAGCUUAUGCAUUUACCAACUCAUGUUCGUUAUGCUCGUUAUGACCAUUUUGUCAUAGGCAGCGAUGACGAAGAGUACAAUCUGAAGUCGCUGGGAUCCUAUUCGGGUAAUGCUGGAGAUGCUUUGCGAUACAACAUAAAUGAUAAAUUUACAACUUUCGAUUGGGAUAACGAUGGCUGGAAUGGUAAUUGUGCCAACUAUUAUGCAAGUGGCGGAUGGUUCAACUUGUAUGCCAAUAGUAAUCUCUUUGGCAAAUACUUAGACUGGCAAGCCUAUAGUGUGGAGGGAAUUUGGUGGUACAACUGGAAGGGCUACAAAUCGUUAAGCUCUGUGAAAAUGAUGAUCCGUCCAAGACAGUCAGAAACAUAAGUCAAAUUUUCUUUAAUACAUUUUCCUCAUUGGCACAACAUUACCAUAUAAAAUCAGCUUCAGUUUGAGAUGAAUCUAAGAUAAAAUAAAUAAUGUAUUUCAAGAUAUAUUAACCAAAAAUAACAAUAAAGUUUUGCGGAAUUUGGCUACGUCA